AUGCCCGACUUAGCGACGGAUGACAAGCACUGCCUCCCUCCGUACACGCUCUACGCGCCGCACUCGCCCCCGCGAGUCAGGCCCGACUUCCGUCGUCCUCCGGGCAACAAUGGUGGCCGGCUCCGGCUCCGACGCGGCCUUCGUCGCAGCCGAGGCAUCAAGUUCCUUGUCGCGGCAUGCUUGUCGCUCCUGGUCCUCGCUCAGUGGAGGCAGAUCUGGCGCUCCAGCCGCCGUUCCGUCAAGCUCAAGCUCUCCGCCCAAAAGUUGCAGGAGAAUCUGGCCACGUGCAAGAAGCUCCAGCAGAGGCCUCGGGACCCCAUUGGCCUGGGUCGUGACAAGAACGCCCGAUUCGUCGACGGCGGCAGGCCUACGCUCAUCAAGAACGCCACUAUUUGGAUUGGCGAACCCGUCGAGGGCACCGGCAACGAGGAUGCUCGGGCAGGCAAGGGCUGGCAGUGGAUCAAGGCCGAUGUCUACCUGGAGCAUGGCCUCGUCAACAAGGUCGAGCCGCAUAUUCCCCUGAGCCGGCUGCCCAAGGACACUCAUCUUUACAACGCAGCGGGCCGACUGCUCACCAGUGGCAUCAUUGACAUGCACAGUCAUGCCGGCGUCGCCUCCUUGCCUAACCUGAGGGGCAACUCCGACGACAACGAGUCCUCCAGCCCCGUCACUCCCUGGGCCCGUGCCAUAGACGCACUCUACGUCCUUGACCCCCAGAUUGAGGUGAUCAAGUCCGGGGGCGUGACUACUUCGCUCAUCCUGCCCGGAUCGAGCAAUAACAUCGCUGGCGAGGCUUACCUGAUCAAGCAUGCCGUUGGCGGCAAAGCGGGCCGCCGCGAAAUCAGUGCCGCAGAUGUGCUGGCCGACCCCGACCGUCACUGGCGGUACAUGAAGAUGGCGUGCGGAGAGAAUCCCAAGAGUUCAUCCUCUUCCAGUGGUCGCAUGGCAAGCCGACUGGGCGAGAGCUUCGAGUUCCGUCGCGCAUUUGAGACGGCGCGAAACCUGGUCCAGAAGCAGGAUGACUGGUGCGACAAGGCCCAGGCUGUCGGCGUUGACAACAUGCACGACUAUCUCCCGGAAGACCUCGCUUGGGAGUCUCUGGCUGCUGCCAUGCGCGGGCAGGUUCAUGUCAACACGCAUUGCUACACUGUGCCUGAUUUGGAAGCCAUGGUCGACCAUACCAAUGAAUUCAAGUUUGCUAUCCUAAAGCGCACCUGGGGUGGCCGACCACCUGCUUCGGCUCUCUUCGCCGAUAACAUGUACUACAAGGUGGAGGCAUACGUCGGCUCCGAGUCUGCCGGCAAGAUCUUGUACGAGCAUGGACUGACACCCGUGUAUGUGAGCGACCAUCCCAUCCUAAACGCCCAGCACGUCCUUUUCGAAGCGGCCAAGGCCUACCAUUACGGCCUGCCCUAUCAUGCUGCCCUCGCCAGUGUCACGACAGCCCCGGCCGAAGAACUGGGCAUGGGCCAGCGCCUAGGCAAGGUCAAGCCUGGAUUCGACGCCGAUGUUGUAGUCUGGGACAGCGACCCCCUCAGCGUCGGAGCCACGCCCGUGCAAGUCUGGAUUGAUGGCACCGCCCAGUUCACGGCCCCCGUGUACCUCGAGAAGCCGAUCCAGGGCCCCAUUGGUCCGAGCGCCACUCUCGCCGACAUUGUGCCCGAGCCGACUAGGAUCGCCGAUGCCCUCUUUCAAGGCGUCACCAAAGUCCUCCUCUCCGGCGAUGACGCGCACAGCAUCGACGGCGAGCCACACAACGUCGUCGUGACCAAGGGACACAUCACCUGCAUUGGAUCCUGCGAGUCAGAAUUCGAAGUCGCCAUCGCUGCUGGCGUCAAGGUCGUCCGACUCAACAACGGCUACCUCACCCACUCCUUCACCGGCGUAGGCGGCACCAUUGGCCUCAACGCCAUCGAUGCCGAAGACUCGACAGACAAUGGCGACAAUAAAGAAACGUUCACCCGCGCCGUCGACGGUCUCCAGCUGGACAACAAGAAACUUCGCGUCGGCGCAAGAUUCGGCGUGACUCGUGCCAUCUCGGCACCCAAGUUCAACGGUCUCAAAACACACCACGGCACGAGUGUCGGCUUCGAAACUACUGCGCUCACAAGCCUCGAAAAAGGCGCCGUGUUCGCGGAAGACGCCGCCGUCCACUACACCCUGGACGUCAACGCCCGGAUGGCCGCCGACAAGAGCUACAGCGGGGCCUUUGGCAGCUUGCGCAAGAAGCUCCUCGGCGCGGCCAAGGCGGACAAGGAGCCCGACGCAUACUCGGAGGAGGCGUACCUGAAAAGGGUCGUUUCUGGAGACCUUGUUCUCGCGCUGACCAUCAACUCUGCCGACGGGAUCGCCGCCGCCCUCCGCAUCAAAUCAGAGGUCGAGGGGCUGCUCAAAUCCAGAAUCCGCAUGGCCAUCAUUGGCGGCGCUGAGUCGUAUCUCGUGGCGACAGAGCUGGCGGCCGCGUCCGUGGGCGUCAUCCUCCAGCCCUUGCAGCCCCUGCCCCUGACGUGGGAUCAGAGGCGCGCCCUCCCCGGCGCGCCGCUUACCAACUGCACUGCGGCGGAUUGGCUCGUGACGGCCGGUGUGAUGGUCGCCGUGGGCUUGCCGGAAGACUGGUACGUCCGUGAUCUGGGUUUCGAAGCGGGCACCGCGUAUCGAAACGGCAAUGGGAGAUUCACCGAGAAGUCGGCAUUGGACCUGGUGAGCCGAAACAUUUACAAGAUUCUGGGCCUCGAGGUGGACGAGGACGAGGACAGGGGGCACUUUGUGAUUAGCGAGGGCAGUCCAUUGGAGAUUGGGACGAGAAUCCGAGCGGUGGCAGCUGGCAACGGCAGACUUUCUGUGUUUGCGUAG
This is a messenger RNA of Metarhizium album ARSEF 1941, 2853 nucleotides long. RefSeq names its product carbohydrate esterase family 9 protein. Gene Ontology annotation, molecular function: N-acetylglucosamine-6-phosphate deacetylase activity. The transcript has 2 exons. Gene Ontology annotation, biological process: N-acetylglucosamine catabolic process. The record is from RefSeq and is a predicted model, not a curated record. The coding region runs from base 1 to 2853 and encodes 950 amino acids. NCBI's taxonomy places the organism in Eukaryota, Fungi, Ascomycota, Sordariomycetes, Hypocreales, Clavicipitaceae.